Dothidotthia symphoricarpi CBS 119687 is the source of this 684-nucleotide messenger RNA. RefSeq lists its product as uncharacterized. Lineage: Eukaryota; Fungi; Ascomycota; Dothideomycetes; Pleosporales; Dothidotthiaceae. Bases 1 to 684 code for a protein of 227 amino acids. The transcript has a single exon. The record is from RefSeq and is a predicted model, not a curated record.
AUGGAUAAGCAAGAAGACUCGAUCUUUUUCCGUCUACCAGCCGAACUACGGAAUCAGGUCUACGAAGCCCUCCUCUGCCCCAACACCCUACAAUCGAAAGACCUGACUCAUGACACGAAAGUGCCAACAAGCGGCCAAGAACCACUCUACCCAGCCAUUCUAUCAACAUGUCGGAGGGUCCACGAGGAAGCUACCGAUCUACUAUACACAUCACACUUCUUCCACGCACAUCCCUCGCUUCUGACCUCACUCCCGCAUCUCACACCUUCUGGAAGCCCAGUCUUAUGUAAAAGCGGCAUUGAGAAGAUCCAGCGUUGGCAACUCACACUUCGACUCGACACCGAUCCGCGCUUUACAAUGCAGCAAGCCACAUCCGCUUUCUCGAACGCUGAGUACGUUGAGAUCCGUGUGUGGCAAUCCACGUUCGAUGCCUGCGAUUCAUCGGUUUUGAAGCUGUUUUUGGGCGUUCAUGGGGUUCGCAUCGCUAGGGUGUGUGGUAGUGUGGAGCCUGAGUUGGCGAGGUGGUUGGAAGAGCGCAUGAUGCAGCCAUUAGAGAAGGAAGAGCGAGAUCUCUGUCACUGUGUGGAUGAAACAAGGGAGAUACGAUGCGGACGGUGUUAUAAGAGGAUCGAUGGAUGUGGGUCGUUUGAAGAGAGAGAUGCGUGGCGAUUUGGCAAUCGUUGA